This is a messenger RNA of Xiphias gladius (swordfish), 3331 nucleotides long. Its product is annotated as zinc finger protein 135-like. The record is from RefSeq and is a predicted model, not a curated record. Bases 198 to 2933 code for a protein of 911 amino acids. NCBI's taxonomy places the organism in Eukaryota, Metazoa, Chordata, Actinopteri, Istiophoriformes, Xiphiidae. The transcript is spliced from 7 exons.
UGCGGAACUAAUCAAAGUAGCUGGCUGUGGUCGGAUUGUUAUUCCGGACGGAAGGCGAGACAACCGUUGACGCACAAAGAUCGGCUGUGUCGCUUCGUGCUCUUGAACACAGCCAACGUUAAAACAUUUAGUUUGACUUCGGUCGAGCGACAGACGUUAUUUUCCCUGACUGUAAUGUAAUUGCGGCGAUACAUAGGAUGGACGGAGGUAUAUCCGAGUUGCCAGGUCCCUCACUUCCCCUCUCCACUCUGCGCCUCCUGGUCCCACCAAUUCGGCUGGUCUCUGCAGCAAUCUGGCAGACGGUGGAACAGAAAAUUGUGUCGGAUUAUGGGCUGCUUGAGGAGUUUGUUUUUAUGGUCACUGAGAUUGUCCCUCAACUUCUCUCCACGAGGCAGCGGGCUGAACUCAUUUUGGGUCUAAGAGCACGGCUGAUCCUGGAGUUAUGUCGCUCUGAGGAGACUGCUGACCUCCAGAUUAUUCAGCCACAUCUUGACCGAAUGCAGAACCUCAGAUCUCUGUGGAAUGUAGAGACUGAUAAUGCAGAACAAGAAGUGUCUGACUCACAUUUCAUGGGCCUUGUCCAAAAUCUGCUCAGAGAUCCUGAAGAGAGAAGAAACUUUUUCCAGGAUGUCUUCCCAGGAGACUUUGGCCCAACAUAUGACAAAGCAAUCCAGACACUGAUGUGGCUGUUUCUGUCCAGACUUGAAAAGCUUAUUCCUACCCAAACUCUCCAACAGAUUGCAGCUUUGCUCAGCAACGCCUCAUCAGUUCUGACUGAAUGCAUGGAGACUUUUGGUCAGCCCCAGGAGCUCAAAACCUUGCUGGACACUCAGAAAGACCUUAGUCAGUUAGAAGACAUUGAAUCUUACAUUGUCGACAGUGGUAUCCUGUCAGCUCUGUGUCUUCCUCCUGUCGAAAGAGUUGUGAUCGUCAAUGAACAAACAGAAACAGAUGCAGAGAGCGGACUCAUUUAUACAGUCUGCACAGAGAUGGAGGUGGAAUCUGAGAACAAGGAGGUGUACGUGGAGGGAACUGGGAACUCAGAAGAGUGUGUGCAAACCCAGUGGUUUGGUCUCAGCAGCGAUGUGAAAGCAGAAAUGGACACUGUGGUCGUUACAGAUUCUGUCCAAGGCACUGAGGCCAGUGAGAGUGAAAUGGCCGAUGACCAACAUCAUGACCAGUCUGGAACACUAAUCAUUGGGGAGGACGGCCAGGUGUCUGUGCUGGACGGCGUGGAGAAGAAACCAAACAGACGUGGGAGGAAAAAGAAACGUCCUGCAGAUGAAGACUUUGAAGUGCAAAGCAGAACAAAGGGCAGGCAAGAAGACCCGGAAUUGGAUGUUUCGUGGGAAAGACCAGUGCGAAAGAACCGUGGACUCAAGAUGAAACGGUACCUGUCACAGUGGAGAAAAUCGGGCAAGACACAGGGCACUAAUACUACUAAAAGUAGCUCUAAAAAGUUUUCCAGAUCCCAGGCUUCAGCUAAAAGCAAUGACUUGGACGAGAGAACAUGCAAAGUGUGCGGCAAGGUGGUGAGUCGUGCCAAGUUCUUAGAGCGACACAUGAAUCGACACUCUGAGGAACUGCCUUAUUCUUGUCCUGUGUGUAAAAGGUUUUAUAAGAGCUUGCGUUACUUGCAGCAACACAGAUGUCCGAAUCUGGCAAAAGCAAAGGCUGGCAGGAAGGCAAAAGAACAAGAGACUGCGGCAGAUGAGGGUGAACAAUCAUCCAGUGGGAAUCCUUGUGAGGCAACCAAUGAAGAGCAGCCGUCAGACAAUACCGACCAGGACCCCGAUUACUCCCCUUCUGCUGAGAAGAAGUCGUCCAAAGAAUCAGGACAGAAAAGCCCAGAAGGGAACAAAACUGUGAUAGAAGGUCCAUUCUACUGUCCUCACUGCAGCGUUGAGUUUAAAUGCAAACAAACUUUUAGGUUCCAUCUCAGAAACAUUUGCUACAAUGAGCAACAGGUGGAUCCUGAGAAGCCUGAGGAUGUUAAACAUUGUUUCAGGUGUGAUGAAUGUGACAAGGCAUUCAAAUACAAGUCAACAUUGGAUUCUCACAAACAGACUCACAACCCACUCUACUGUGAGGUGUGUAUGAAACUGGUACGUGACUCGGAGGCAUUGGCAAUGCACAAGGAAUCCCACACACCAUUCCAGUGUAACCAGUGUGAGGAGAACUUCCCUGUGUUCAAGGCCCUUCACAAGCACUACAUCGACGUCCAUAAUCCCACUGAACCUUUUACCUGCACCCACUGUCAGACAACUUUUGCCAGUUUGAAGCGUUUCAUCAGACACGAGUGGAAACACACUGGUUACCAACCAUUUCAGUGCCCUCAUUGCACUAAGAGAUUCAGAUCAUACUCUGACCUUGUGGAGCACCAGAAAAAACACACUAAGGCCUAUCCAUUCCUCUGCUGGGAGUGUGGCAAGAAAUUCCGGCACGGUGUAACGUUGACGAGGCACGUGGAGCGUGUGCAUCACUCCGGCGAACCCGUAACCGAGAAACCAAUGCCAACCUUCACUUGCGCUCAGUGUGGGAAGACCUUCACUUCUAGAAGAUGCCUUCUGAAACAUGACAAUUUCCAUCACAAAGGGCUGCGUUUCCCCUGUGAGCACUGUGGGAAGGGAUUCUUUGGCAAGGACGCACUGGUGAGGCAUACUUUGAUUCACACAGGCGAAAGGCCUUUCAAGUGCGACGACUGCGAUAAGUCCUUCAGAUCCGCUGCAGAAUUAAAGAUACACAGGAGAUACCAUACUGGGGAAAGACCAUUUAAGUGCAACGUCUGUGAAAAAGGUUUCGUCCAGUCCUGCUUUCUUACCUUACACAUGCGAACCCAUACAGGAGAGAGACCAUAUGUUUGUACAGUGUGUAACAAGGGCUUUUCAAGCUUGCAUGGCCUAAAAAGACACAGGAGGCUUGUUCAUGCAUAGAUAAUGUUAACAUGAUACAAAUUCCCAUAUGGAUGUUCUGUUAAAUGUUUCCUUAUUGAAGGAGGUCCACAUCAGCUGAAAAUCAGAACUUAAGUACUGUUGAGGAUUUGACUUUCUGCAAGGACACUUGAGCUGCGUGGAUGCUGCCUGAGAUGGGGAAUUGAAACCAAGUUUUCCAGUUGAAGGACAGUUUCCUUAACAUGUCAACCACAUUGCUAUCUUUGUGGCUGUUACAGUCUGGAUUGUUAGGAACUGUGUAUUGCAUUAUAAAAAUGUACCUUUGUAUUUUUUACUGAAAUGUUUGCUGUAGAUCUACAUAAGAUUUGUAUGUAUAAAUGGUAUGAACCUUAAUUCCUUUUGGAAUUGAAUUCUUCUUCUUGAAUAAAUUGAAAAUUAGA